CGUGCCGUCCUCUCGCGGUAUACCUGCCGAGCACUGGCUGCCACGCUUUCAGUAUUGAACACUUUGCCUACCUUUCAGUCGCACUAUACAUGUGAAUUGGUCGCCGGCCAACACUGAUCUCAAGGCGUUAUUUGCAUAGCAUUCAAAGGCAAGUCACGUGAUCUGCCUUCAUCCUCCCACUAGGAAAGAGACUAUUUAGUCUCCAGUCUGCAAGGAUUCCUCCAUUAGGUGCACGAUGUUGAGCUGGAAACUUCCCCCCGCCCGGCCCAAGGUAGGUUUCGCAUGGGUACUUGUCAUCACAGCUUGGGCCAGUGUCGCCAGCAGUUUAGAAGCAGGCAUCACAGGUCUAGGAUCAGGAGAAGACGAGGACUUAUCGGCAGUUAGUGACAAGCGAGCAGCAUUUAGUGCUUGGGCCGGAAAAAGAGACUUUCUUGAAAACUUUCCUGAAAGUGAUUCUAAGGAAAAGAGGCCGGCGUUUAGCGCUUGGGCCGGUAAAAGAGACUAUACCGAAGGCGAUAAACGGGCGGCAUUCAGCGCCUGGGCCGGCAAGAGAAGCUUAGGGGGUGAACUUGACAAAAGAGCUGCUUUUAAUGCCUGGGCCGGGAAAAGGGGCACAGGGGGUGAACUUUUACAAGAUAAGAGGGCACCCUUUAGCGUUUGGGCAGGGAAGAGAGAUUUCGAAGGGAGUUUCCCCGAGGGCAAAAGGGCAGCUUUUAAUGCUUGGGCAGGUAAAAGGAGUACACCGGGCGACCAAGAGUUAUCUGACGAUAAGAGGGCCGCCUUCUCCUCCUGGGCAGGAAAGCGGGACAGCGGGGAUUCCCAGAGUGAAGCCACAGACGAGUUCGACUCCGACAAGAGGGCUGCCUUCAGCUCUUGGGCUGGCAAACGAUCAGUUACCGAAGCGCGACUAAACCUAAAACUGUUGGACUGGUACCUGUCGAGAGCUCUGGCCAAGGUGAUGGAGAAGCGGAAGUUUAGUGUGUGGGCAGGGAAGAGAGACCGGUACAACAACAUAUUUCGUCGGAGGUUCGGUCCUUGGUCCGGCUAACCAGCUUCAGGACCUGCAAACUGGUUACAGUCCUUGCUCCACUGCACAAGACACGUGCUACAGCUAUCUAACCAAUGACAGGCGUCGGAACAUUGACCAAUGAAACCAGAGCUAGUGAAACAAUCCCGAAUGACUCUUCGCCAACCCGCGUGAAUCUGUUUACCCAAGUCCGUCACCAUCAGGCCAACCGACCACAUAGUUUCUGCUGACUUAUUUUUAUGAAAGGUUUUUGUAAAACACCACGACUGCUCCAGUGAAUUAUAAUACCAUGUGACCGGAUAUGGUCACACAUUUAGUAAAAUGCUCGUAAGUCCCAAUGUCCUAACAACUAGAUUUCAAGUUGUCUCACCAUCAAGGAACAAUACAUGCCAUCUCAAUAAUCUGUCCUGUCAUCACGUACCUCCAGACCGACCCACAUAUAUUGGAAUAAGACUUCAUAGAGUCCAAUAGUAUACUAACAGGCUGACAUUCGUAUAAAAGUUAUUGUAUUCAUUCUCGUGUCGGAAGGUUGGCUGUGCUAUGACAACUGUUUACAUCCUGGAACAUAUGUUCAUGAAUAGCAUCACAGCUCCCGCUGUUCAGAUUAUAUAAGAAUAUAUUGCAUAAAAUGUCAUUAUUUUCAAAAGCGAUAAAUAAAUUAAUCUUUGCAUUUUUAGUUUGUUUUUCAAAUUGUUAAUGAGCCUCGUAAAAAAUUAGGUAAAUGGUAUCACAAACUGCCCAAAUAUUUAAUUGUGGAUGUCAUUCUGGUUCUUUGUGGCUGUGGCCUCAGCUAUCCCGACCCCCACCACCCAUACCACCAGCGACACCGCCCCCGCCACCACCGACUUUCGCUGAUACCAGUGUCUGCUAACACUCGUUAUGCAUAUAUGUAAUUCAUUUCCUCAUUGCAAUUCAUCGGUACGUGAUCAUUGUGAUGUUUGAUGGAGACUUGUACCAGCUGUGUAUCUGUUCGUGCAGUUGCAUGGUGAUGCUGACCCUGUUGUAAGGUCGGUUAUGAGGGCGCCGUCAUGCCUUAUCAUUAAUAAAAUGAAGGACAGGUAAACUGAAA
Molecule: messenger RNA, 2096 nt
Organism: Haliotis rufescens (red abalone)
Lineage: Eukaryota; Metazoa; Mollusca; Gastropoda; Lepetellida; Haliotidae
Exons: 2
Coding region: 236-1048 (270 amino acids)
Source: RefSeq, a predicted model, not a curated record